This is a messenger RNA of Centruroides sculpturatus (bark scorpion), 746 nucleotides long. RefSeq lists its product as uncharacterized. The transcript has 2 exons. NCBI's taxonomy places the organism in Eukaryota, Metazoa, Arthropoda, Arachnida, Scorpiones, Buthidae. The record is from RefSeq and is a predicted model, not a curated record. The coding region runs from base 89 to 595 and encodes 168 amino acids.
UAUGAAAUAAAACAAUGUAAACAAUACUUUCAGUGAAAACAGUACGAACUGCUUUACAACGUUGCAGUAAAAAUAUAAUUUGUUAUUCAUGUUAUUUUCAAAAUUACAAACACUAAUCUUCAUAUUUCUAUUAACAACUGUGAACAUCAGAGAAAAAGACCAAACAUGGGAACAAAAAGAAAUUCUUCCUAUGGGAUUCGGUUUCUUUAAAGAAAAGCAACAUUCAAAAAUAGUAAACGAGAAAUAUAAAUGUGUAUCUUUUCUUAGAAAACUGUUGGACUUUGUCCAAUAUUUGGAGCAUUCCUUCAUAAAUACUUUAAAAUGUAUAUGUCAUUGCAUUUGGAAAAUUAUAGAUGAAAUAGUGGAUAACAUCUGCAAAAUUGUAUGUUACAUCUAUAGCAUUUCUAUGGGAAUUUUUAUUCAUUUUCAUCGUUUAUUCAGGAAACGAAAGGAAUUAUAUUCGUGUGAAAUACGGCCGAGUGAAAAGAAACAAAAUAUUCCAAAUAUUUCUUAUGGUUAUUCUAAAAAAGGAGAAAUAAUUAUUCGAAUCCCCUGUAAAGAAGAUGCGAAAAUAACUGUUAGUGUUAAACAAUAGAAACACGUUCACUCUUAAAACGCGAUAGAAAUUAAUCGGAAUGUUUGUUUAGAGACUCGUGUAAAUGGUUGAAUUGACACGAAAAAUCUAUUCAUAUUCAUCAGUCAUUAAGAAGAAUUUUUGAUUUAAGUAAAAUGUGUAAAAUUUUCAU